AUGGCCAAUCUUGGUAGGAACCUGGAAACUCUGUUGGACCAGGACAAAGAAGCAGGUAUGAGGAAAACAGAAGUACCUCCGCCUUGGAAAAGUAUUCCAGGACAUGGCCUUGAGUACAGCAAUCUCUCUUACAGUAUCUUGAAGAAACAGAAGAAAGAUGGUGUGUGGAUCACCAAAGAAGCUUAUCUUCUCAAUGAUAUUUCUGGUCAGGCUAUGAGAGGAGAAAUCAUGGCAAUCGUAGGUCCUAGUGGUGCAGGAAAAUCCACAUUUCUUGAUGCAUUGGCUGGUCGAAUUGCGCUUGGAAGUCUUGAAGGAUCUGUUAAAAUUAAUGGAAAACCAGUAACUACCAGCUACAUGAAGAUGGUUUCAUCUUAUGUAAUGCAAGAUGACCAGCUGUUCCCCAUGUUAACAGUUUAUGAAACCUUAAUGUUUGCGGCAGAGGUUAGACUUCCUUCUUCCAUGUCCAGGAGUGAAAAGAAGAAGAGAGUUCAUGAGCUCCUUGACCAACUGGGUUUGCAGAGUGCAGCACAUACAUAUAUCGGGGAUGAAGGAAGGAGAGGAGUUUCGGGAGGAGAAAGGCGAAGAGUGUCUAUAGGAAUUGACAUUAUCCACAAGCCAUCAUUGCUGUUCCUUGAUGAACCUACCUCAGGUCUUGACUCCACAAGCGCUUAUAGUGUAGUUGAAAAGAUUAAGGAAAUUGCCCGAAGUGGCAGCAUUGUUCUGAUGACAAUCCACCAACCUUCUUACAGAAUUCAAAUGCUAUUAGACCGAAUCACAGUUUUAGCCAGGGGUCGAUUGAUAUAUACAGGAAGCCCAGCUGCUCUUCCUACUUACCUAUCUGGAUUUGGGAGGCCAGUGCCUGAUGGUGAGAACAGCCUGGAGUAUCUUCUAGACGUGAUCAAAGAGUAUGAUGAUUCCACAGUCGGGCUAGAUCCCCUGCUGCUGUACCAAUGUAAUGGAAUCAAACCUGAUCAAGUGGCUAGAACUCCAGUUCCAAAGACACCAAGAACACCGAGGACUCCUUAUAUGAAGACACCCAGAUCCAGGCUGGCAAUUAGCCUUCGAAGCCAAGCAUUCUCAAUUGGAGACAGGACAUCUCGAGGAGACUCUAUCCAGUUUGGCUCUUAUGAACAGGAUGAUGAAGAUGAAUUUGAUAACUCAUUGGAACGCAAAAGCAAAAUUGCCCAGACACCCAUGAGCAUGCAGAGUGGUACAUAUAAUCCACGCUUAGCUUCUCAGUUCUAUAAAGACUUCCCCGUCUGGCUUUACCACGGUGUUGUUGGGACUCCUCGUCGUCCACCAUCAUGGACUCCUGCUAGAACUCCAGGAGUAACACCUGGGAAAACACCAGGAAGAAGCUUUUCUUCAGGUCAAUACACAACGCCACAGCUGAAUCUUCUUAGGCCUAAAACUCCUCUUGUUUCCAGUCCAUCAUCAGGCCCAUAUUCUCCUUCUGAGGAGUUUGAUGAGAUAGAUGAAGAGGUGCUUGAUGGACCAGACCACGGUCCUAAAUUUGCAAAUCCAUGGCUACGUGAGGUUGCAGUACUCUCAUGGCGCACAGGGCUUAAUGUGAUCCGAACUCCAGAGCUGUUCCUGUCACGUGAAAUUGUCCUGACAGUCAUGGCAUUGAUUCUUUCCUCGCUCUUCAAGGACCUAGAUGAUGAUACUUUUAAAGCCAUUAACAAGCUUCUCAACUUUUAUAUCUUUGCAGUCUGUCUCAUUUUCUUUUCCUCGAACGAUGCAGUUCCUACUUUUAUUCAAGAGAGGUUCAUCUUCAUUAGAGAAACUUCACACAAUGCUUACCGUGCUUCCUCUUAUGUCAUCUCCUCCCUCAUCGUUUACCUCCCGUUUUUUGCUAUCCAAGGUGUCACAUUUGCCGCCAUCACCAAAAUCCUACUUCACCUUAAAAGCAGCUUUUUCAACUUCUGGAUUAUCCUUUAUGCCUCGCUUAUCACCACCAAUGCUUAUGUGAUGCUUGUUAGUGCGCUGGUGCCAAGUUACAUCACAGGUUAUGCUGUUGUUAUUGCAACCACAGCUCUCUUCUUCUUGACUUGUGGCUUCUUCUUAAAGAGAAGUCAGAUACCUAUUUGGUGGAGAUGGCUCCACUACAUUUCUGCAAUAAAGUACCCAUUUGAUGCAUUAUUAACAAAUGAAUUCAAAGGGAAAAGGCAUUGCUAUACCGGAGCUGCACAGGAUCUUUCACCAGGUCCUCUAGGAGAUAUACAGAUCAGCAACCUGCACAAGUGUUUGACCUUAUCUCUUAAGCAGGCUACAUCGGAGUUUUGCCCCUCCACCAAGGCUCAUAAGCACAUUGCAGGCUCUUUGACAUGGAAGCUGAAGUGGUUUUCCGAGGAGAGUCUGUUCAAGUUUGUGGCACUGUUGAAGGCAAUCCAUGCUGGAACAACUGAGUCUCCUUUGCUUGUAAGAUAUGUAAAUUGA
Messenger RNA from Carica papaya (papaya), 2439 nucleotides. RefSeq names its product ABC transporter G family member STR-like. NCBI's taxonomy places the organism in Eukaryota, Viridiplantae, Streptophyta, Magnoliopsida, Brassicales, Caricaceae. The record is from RefSeq and is a predicted model, not a curated record. Gene Ontology annotation, molecular function: ABC-type transporter activity; ATP binding; ATP hydrolysis activity. Gene Ontology annotation, cellular component: membrane. Gene Ontology annotation, biological process: transmembrane transport.